Molecule: messenger RNA, 626 nt
Organism: Ectocarpus sp. CCAP 1310/34
Lineage: Eukaryota; Phaeophyceae; Ectocarpales; Ectocarpaceae
Source: the annotation of a GenBank genome assembly
UGCGAUCGCCACGCAACGGCGCCAUAGCUGUGGAAGUUCGCGUUGCCGUGGCGUUGAGGAUCCUGGCUGGCGCCAGUUACUGGGAUGUCCUACUCAUGUUUGGCUUGUCGGUGGCGGUCACAUACCAGAUCUUGUGGGAGGUGGUCGAUGCCAUCAACAACACGCCUGCGGUUGGGGCAUUUGACUUCCCCCUGACCGAGGAAGGAUGCAUGCGAAACGCCAACAGAUUCAAGGACAAGAGCACCGAUGGCGUUUUCUCGUGGGUCGUCGCCGCCGUGGAUAGUCUGUUCAUCAAGACCAAGGCUUCGUGUGCGAAAGAGACCAAAAACGUCAUCGCGUACUACUCUGGCAGCAAGUCUGCCUACGGCAUCAACGUGCAAGCGAUUUGCACCGCCGACUACCGGUUUUGCGCAAUGUCGGCGAUCUCUCCAGGCUCGACGAACGACUGGGUGGCAUGGAAUCGAUCAUCCCUCGCCAAGGCCGUCGCCCGCUUGCCCGCCGGAUUUCAAAUCAUUGGUGACGACGCCGCCUACCUACCCCAUCGGAGAGAAGGCAGCUCAGAGGACGCGCGGAUCUCAUCACAGCUCUUUUUCAUGUGCACAACUUCCUGCAAGACGAGAUGGUAG